AGGUGACAGAUAUGCAUGGUACAAAAGACAAACUAUAUCUAUGUGACAGCUAUUAAUAAUGAUCCGAAUAGUGAUGCUAACGACAUCACAUCCGAUCCGAGUGAUACAGUUCCGAAUAGUGAUGCCAGCAAAUCAGACAAUUGUGACAAGCCUAAGAUGAGAUAUCAUAUUAAAUCUAAAAGUGAGGCGAAGUCAAAAGAAUAUGAAAAACUUCAAGCUGAAUAUGCCAAAUCUUUGCUGGCAGCCAUAGAUUAUACGAAAAUGUCUGGCUCUGAAUUUUACGAAGGCCCCGGAAGAUCGAAGUUUCUUGAAUAUGAGUUUAAAUUUGAGAUGAUUUACAAAAUUUUGGCACCAAAAUAAUAUUUUGCUCAGUAGAAAAUAACUCGGGUGGACAACAAG
Drosophila hydei is the source of this 399-nucleotide messenger RNA. RefSeq lists its product as uncharacterized. Lineage: Eukaryota; Metazoa; Arthropoda; Insecta; Diptera; Drosophilidae. The coding region runs from base 16 to 360 and encodes 114 amino acids. The record is from RefSeq and is a predicted model, not a curated record. The transcript has 2 exons.